Messenger RNA from Pygoscelis adeliae (Adelie penguin), 1324 nucleotides. It is a transcript of the gene TFB1M, whose product is annotated as transcription factor B1, mitochondrial. Gene Ontology annotation, molecular function: mitochondrial transcription factor activity; rRNA (adenine-N6,N6-)-dimethyltransferase activity. Gene Ontology annotation, cellular component: mitochondrial matrix. Bases 16 to 1071 code for a protein of 351 amino acids. The transcript is spliced from 7 exons. The record is from RefSeq and is a predicted model, not a curated record. NCBI's taxonomy places the organism in Eukaryota, Metazoa, Chordata, Aves, Sphenisciformes, Spheniscidae. Gene Ontology annotation, biological process: transcription initiation at mitochondrial promoter; rRNA methylation.
CAAGAGUUUUGUCUUAUGGCUGUUCCAGGAAAGGUGGCGGCUUUCCGUCUGCCUCCCCUGCCAACUGUUGGAGAGAUUAUUAAACUUUUUCGCCUUAAAGCACAGAAACAACUUUCCCAGAACUUUCUACUGGAUUUGCGAUUGACAGACAAGAUAGUGAGACAAGCUGGCGAGCUGAAAAAUGCCCAUGUUUGCGAAGUGGGCCCUGGGCCAGGAGGAAUUACCAGAUCCAUUCUCAGUGCUGGUGUUGAACAGCUCCUUUUAAUUGAAAAAGAUGCUCGAUUUGUUCCAGGAUUGCAGAUGCUAUCUGAAGCAGCUCCAGGAAAAGUGUGCAUUGUUCAUGGAGAUAUUCUGACAUACAAGAUGGAGAAGGCUUUUCCAAAGCACUUAAUAAAGAACUGGGAGGACGAGCCACCAGAUAUACAUAUCAUUGGGAAUCUGCCCUUCAGUGUUUCAACUCCUCUAAUCAUCAAAUGGCUUGAAAAUGUUUCCCGAAAGGAUGGACCUUUUAUUUAUGGCAGGACACAACUGACGUUGACUUUUCAGAAGGAAGUUGCAGAGAGGCUUACAGCUAAUCCAGGAGGUAAGCAACGUAGCAGGCUGUCCAUCAUGUCUCAACAUCUCUGCACUGUUGAAAACUGUUUCGUAAUUCCAGGUCAAGCCUUUGUUCCAAAGCCAAAGGUGGAUGUGGCUGUGGUGCAUUUCACUCCAUUGGUGCAACCAAAGAUACAGCAGCCGUUCAAGCUAGUAGAAAAAGUGGUUCAAAGUGUUUUUCAGUUCAGAAGAAAAUACUGCUUCCGUGGAAUCGAGACCUUGUUUCCUGAAAGCGGACGUCUGAAAAGAACAGAACAGCUGAUGAUGACAGCAGAUGUUGAUCCAACUCUUCGUCCUUUUCAGCUCUCCAUGUCACACUUUAGAAAUCUGUGCAAUACAUACAGAAAAAUGUGCGAUGAAGACCCAAGCCUUUUUGCGUACAGUUACAGAGAAGAACUAAGGCAAAGGAAGAAGACAAGGAAUUUACUUAAAAGUACCAGUCAGCCCGAACAGACUGAAGAGGAAAAUCAGCUGUAACAGCUGUAAUUGCAGCAGACUAAUUAAAAAAAAAAUCAGUUUUAACUCCUUGAUCUAGAGGUGUUGAUUGAGUAAAAGGAGGCUUAAAUAUUCCUACAUCUGUGCAGGUACGGAAGAACUACUUUUGAGAAAGUGGUGGAGAGAGAGGGCUUUCCCAUUUUAUUCAUUCUUUCCAUUCAGCUGCAGACAAAAGUGAAAAGACAGUCCAGUUACAAGGUGCCUACAGGUUCUUUUUACUUCAGGGGAACGGCUA